GUUUAAUUUUCAUGACGUCGAAUUAAAUACUUGAUUUUCGUAUUGAUCGUACGAAUUAAUUGAACAGUAUCCAGUGCCAAAGACUUAAAUCAUGGCUUCGUCGUUGAGCUCAAAAAUAAAGUUCAAUUGGCUGUGCGGCUUGUUCGAUAGAAUUUCCAAAGCCAAGAGCGCGGAAAAGUACGACAAGUUGAGGGAAUUCACCUACAAGUGUCGAAAGCUCGCGAGCGAAAUAAAAGCCGAUCAUCCUGAAGCGGAUACGUCUCUAUUUCCGGUUUAUCGUCUGAUAAUGCCGACUCUGGAGCGCGACAGAGGACCCUACGGUCUAAAAACGAAAAGUCUCAGCCUCCUGUACGUCCGAGUUUUUUGUCUGGGAAAAGAUAGUCCUAACGCCAGAAUAUUGACGGACUACAGAAAACCGGAAACGUCCAAGUGCACAAACGACGAUUUCGCCGAUCGCGUCCACUCGAUCUUACGCAACCGAUUGCCAGCCGUGUCCAGCGACUCGCUCACCAUCGAAGCUGUCAAUAAUUUCUUGGACGAGCUCGCCAAGUGCUCGGAAAACAACAAAAGCAGGGACGAGAUGUUCCAUCACUUUAUCCGUCGCACCAAAGUCAGCGCCGACGAUCUCAGGUGGCUCACGAGAAUUCUGCUGAAAGACUUGCGACUGAAUCUGCAGCAAAAAAGGGUGUUCGAAGUGCUACAUCCGGACGCGGAAAAGAUGUUCAACGUCACGUCGAGUCUGAAGCGCGUCUGCGAGCACUACUCGGUGGUGGGCCAGAACUCCGACGACGGUCAGAAUCUCGAGGUCGAGCUGUUCGCCCACGUCAAGCCGAUGCUCCUCGAGCGUCUCAAGUGGGAGCACGUCGGCAAACUGUUCAAGGACCAGCCGGCCAAGUACUUCGUCCAGACCAAGUUCGACGGCGAACGAUCGCAGAUACACGUGCGCGACGGCAGGUUCAAGUACUUCACGAGGCAGGGCUACGACAUCACGCAGAAGCCCAUGUACGGCGAGAGCAAGGACGCCGCCGGCGGUUUCGUGACGCGAAACAUCGCGGAGCUGCUCGCGCCCGAUUGCCGAUCCUGCAUACUCGACGGCGAGAUGAUGGGCUGGCACAAGGAGCGAGGCAGAUUCGGCACCAAGGGACAGAACUUCGACGUGAAGAAUCUGCUGGAGACGAGCAAGCAUCAGCCCUGCUUCGUGGCUUACGACCUGCUCGUGUACAACGACGCGAGCUUGAUGAACAAGCCGUACUCCGAGCGUUUGGAGUACUUGAGGAAGGCCUUUACCGAUCGAGAGGGCGUGAUGCAGCAUUGCGAGACCAGCACGGUCACCAACGAGCAAGAGUUGCACCGAUUGUUCAACGAGGCGUUGGAUCGAGACGAAGAGGGGAUCGUUAUCAAGAGGCACGACGCUCGUUACAGUCCGAACGUGCGCGAAAAAAGCGGCUGCUUCAAGCUCAAAGCCGAGUACUCCGACAAACUCGUGCAAGACUUGGACUUGAUAAUUCUGGGCGGCGAGUACGGCCAAGGUCGACACAGUGGUAUCAUCAGCUCGUUCGUCGUUGGCGCGGCCGGACCCCCGAGCAGCAGCAGCAGCAGCGGUGGCGACAAAGCAGCAGCCACGCCCUCGGAAUUUUAUCAAGUCGGCAGCGUGUCGUCCGGCCUGAGCGACGAGGAUCUGAGGACGCUGCAGGAGAAGCUGAGAGAUCAUUGGAAGGAUCGAAGGCCCGCGGGGAUCGUCCCCGCGAAGAAUGCCAAUACCAUUGCCAAAUGGGUGUCGCCGAAGAACUCCAUCAUUUUGCAAUUGAGAGCCUCGGAGCUGCAACCGACCACGAGAUUCCCUCUGGGCCUGACCCUGCGCUUUCCGCGAGUCAUGAAGGUGAGACACGACAAGCCCUGGUACGACGCCUGCUCCGCGGCCGAGCUCAAACGCAUAGCCGAGGAGAAGGCGGAGAAGGAGCGCUCCAAAACGGCGCUGUCGAAAUUGACGAAGAGGAAAGCCAAACUCGAGGACAUCGAGGUCGACAACGGCCAAGAGGACGAGGAGCGAGAGGCCAAGCCGAAAAUACGUAAGUACCAAGCCGCAGCUGUGUACGACGCCUUCGCGCCGACCGUGCGAGAGUUCGAGGUGACGCGCCUGUCGCGUCUCUUCGACGGCAGGGAGAUCUGCGUGAUCAACGGCGACGCGGAGCUGAGCAAGCGCGACAUCGAGCUCGUGCUCACCGAGCACAUGGCCAGAGUCGUGCAGAAUCCCGGCCGGGACACUUACUGUUGCGUUGUCGGCGAUCCCGAAACGUAUAAAGCAAAGACUCUGAUUGCUUCUGGGAAAUACGACGUCGUCAAAGUCGAUUGGCUGAAGAGAGCGACUCGAGCGGAAAAUAUCGGGAAACUCCAAGAGUUUCUCCCCUGGGACAUGUUAGCCACUCGAGAAACUACCAAAGCCAGAUUCAACGAGACGUACGACGAGUAUCAGGACAGCUACACGCAAGAUAUCAAAGACGAGGUGGAUCUGAAGCGCAUCUUUAAAAAUAUCGACGAUUCCGGAGACAAGCUCGAAUUGACGGACGAGCAAGCGAAGCAACUCGACGAGGAAUUGUUCGGCAGCGACAAAUCGCCCUACUCGGUAUUCCGUGGCCUGGUCGGUUACUUCGACGAUGUGGACGCCUGCGAGCGAUACUCCUUUGAAUUUAUGGGUGGACAGGUGGCUAAGAGCUUCGACGAGCAUCGGGUCCAGUAUGUUUUCGUCGACGACGACGACGGGGUAAUUCCAGACGCGUACGCAAACAAAGACGUGCGAAUUGUGAAAAAAAGCUGGAUCGCCGCUUGCGUCGAGCAGAGAAAAUUUUUGCCUAUCGACGAUUAUACACCUUGUUGAUUUUUUAUGCUUGUACUGCUAUCUUACAUUUGUUAACUUAGUUAUAAGAAUACACCCCCCGCAUGUGCUUGUAAAUAUAGGUUCUAAUGAAUGAAAAAUAAAAAUCAUGUAAUUUCGUAAAGGAA
Molecule: messenger RNA, 3000 nt
Organism: Trichogramma pretiosum
Lineage: Eukaryota; Metazoa; Arthropoda; Insecta; Hymenoptera; Trichogrammatidae
Gene: DNAlig4
Product: DNA ligase 4
Exons: 10
Coding region: 92-2875 (927 amino acids)
Biological process (GO): DNA biosynthetic process; double-strand break repair via nonhomologous end joining; DNA recombination
Cellular component (GO): DNA ligase IV complex; DNA-dependent protein kinase-DNA ligase 4 complex
Molecular function (GO): DNA ligase (ATP) activity; DNA binding; ATP binding
Source: RefSeq, a predicted model, not a curated record